Molecule: messenger RNA, 273 nt
Organism: Knipowitschia caucasica
Lineage: Eukaryota; Metazoa; Chordata; Actinopteri; Gobiiformes; Gobiidae
Source: the annotation of a GenBank genome assembly
AUGUUGUGUGUUGGUCGUCGGGACUUGGAUAGAAUCUACUCUGUGAUUUUGUUGGGGAUCGUGCGCAGUGGCUCCUGGAGGAAAGAGCUGCAAAAGCCUGAAAAUAACUCUUCAAAUUUUGUUGGGGAUCGUGGUUUUGUCUUGGGGAUACGUGAUCUACGCCGGCCGAGUGGCAGCGCAGUGGCUCCUGGAGGAAAGAGCUGCAAAAGCCUGAAAAUAACUCUUCAAAAACACAAACUACAAGCUAAGAUUAUUUCCAAAUGGACAGAAUGA